Molecule: messenger RNA, 1008 nt
Organism: Hyaloperonospora brassicae
Lineage: Eukaryota; Oomycota; Peronosporomycetes; Peronosporales; Peronosporaceae
Source: the annotation of a GenBank genome assembly
AUGAGCGUUCACGUAGACUGCCAAUGCCACCGUCUGGAGAGCGCCCGCGUCGCGUACGAACCGCAAUGGCGUCAAGUGUGCACCAAGUUCUACUUCCACAAAGACGCGGCAGCCAAACGCGUGUUGGACUGCUUUGAAACGAGCCGAGCGGACGGUUUCAAGAGCUGUGGACCACAGGCAGACGAAGUUUGUAUUUCCACAGCAGAGGACGCGACCAGUGCCGAUGAACACGUGCGGGCGCUCGUGCAAGUGCUCGAGCUGCCCAAGUGCGCGAUCUCGGGCCACGCAGAGAGUUUCCACCAAACGGUCCAGAUGCUGGAAUCAACAAAGAGCGCCGUGCGGUCGAAGUACCACGAGCACGUUGCGCAUCAACGGUAUACGGCGUUCGACGCGCGCGCCAAGGCAAGUCAGGGAACGAACUUUGAGCUCUGGACGGACGACAGCGGCCAGCAGCAACUGGCCGUCCGCGUCCAGCACGACUACGUGCGCUCCGACGCGAGUUACACGAAAAUGGUGGAACGAAUGCAGGCGUUCAUCGACAAGCACUUGCCGAACAUUGGCUGCCAUCCGUUCUUGGCCGGCCUUUGUGCGGCGUUGCAGUGGAACCUCGAGAGCUCGACCGUCGUCGCAUGGCAACUGCCGGACGCAGUGUUUGUCGAGAGCGGCGAUGCCGUCUUCACCCACAAUGCACUGAAACUAAUGGCGUCUGCACUCAACUUUAGCCACUGCGAACGCAGCGCAGAGGCACAACAAACAACAACAACAACAGCGACAACGACAACAGCGAAAACGACGACAGCGACCCGCGUGAAAACGCGCGACUGGUACGUGGAUCCGUAUCUAUCGGAUCACGACCUGCGCCGACUCGUGCGCCUCUUCCCGGGCGCCCAUCGCCUCGAGGGCAAACCCACAGGCAGUAAACUGCGCACGACGUUCGAGCGCACGAACGUCCACGGUCAGCGCGACGAGAAGGCGCGUUUCUUCAGCCGCUGGUGCGUCGUGUUGUAG